CUCUGCUCCGCUCCUCCACCAUCCGCCGUGCCCACGCUUCGUCCGCCCACACACAGCGCCAGAUCUCUGCCGCAUCUUCACAAUGCCUGCCGACUCUCGCUUCGAUCUCUCUGUGUGGGACACGGCGGCCGCCGCCGCCAGCAAGAGCGCGGCCGAGGGCAGCACGCGCAAGAAGCGCAAGGCCGAGGUGCCGGAGCAGGCUGCCUCUGGCGGGCACAGCGACGACGACGAAGAGGCCGAGGAUGGCGACGGUUUUGAUGAGGGCUCUGAAGGAGGCACAGACGUGGGCACCGACGCCGGCGACGAUCCCGAGGCGAGCAGCGGCAAGAAGACGGUCGCGCCGCUCUCGGCCAAGGAGCUGGCGGCGUUCGAGGCGCGCGAGCGCGCCCGCGGCCUCGUGUACAUCUCGCGCAUCCCUCCGGGCAUGACGCCGGCCAAGGUGCGGCACCUGCUCUCGGGCUUUGGCGACGUGGAGCGCGUGUACCUGCAGGACGGCAGCGCACGCGGCAAGGAGAAGAGCAAGCGCGCAUCGGCGCACUACACCGAGGGCUGGGUCGAGUUCACGAGCAAAAAGGCGGCGCGCGCCACGGCCGCGCUGCUCAAUGCGCAGCCGAUCGGCGCCGCGAUGGGCGGCUUCGGCGGCGGCGGCGGCGGCAGCAAGAAGAACGGCGGCACGCCCAAGAACGCACGGCGCUGGCGCGACGAGGUGUGGACGAUGCGCUACCUGCCCGGCUUCAAGUGGGGCCGGCUGAGCGAGCAGAUCGCGCACGAGCGCGCCAGCCACACGUCGCGCCUGCGCGCCGAGCUGGCACAGAGCGCCAGCGAGAACAAGGACUACCUCGUCAAGGUCGAGCGUGCCCGCGUGGCGCGCGACAAGGAGGCCCGGCGCGCGGCGCGCCAGGCGGCCUCGGGCGACGGCGACGCCGCCGCCAAGCCAGCAGCCGACGAGCGGCGGAAACACACGUUCAAGCAGCGCGCCGCCGUGCGCUCCGACGUGCGCGACGCCGCCCCGGCGCAGUCGGAGGAGAAGAAGAAGGGCAGCGACGCUGGCGAGCGCGAGAAGCGGCGGAAGCUCGACGGCGUGCUGGGUGCCAUCUUCUAAUGACUGUAUGCUGGCCUGCGUCGGAGCAAGAGAUGUGUCAGUGGC
Molecule: messenger RNA, 1147 nt
Organism: Tilletiopsis washingtonensis
Lineage: Eukaryota; Fungi; Basidiomycota; Exobasidiomycetes; Entylomatales
Exons: 3
Coding region: 83-1102 (339 amino acids)
Biological process (GO): endonucleolytic cleavage to generate mature 5'-end of SSU-rRNA from (SSU-rRNA, 5.8S rRNA, LSU-rRNA); endonucleolytic cleavage in 5'-ETS of tricistronic rRNA transcript (SSU-rRNA, 5.8S rRNA, LSU-rRNA); endonucleolytic cleavage in ITS1 to separate SSU-rRNA from 5.8S rRNA and LSU-rRNA from tricistronic rRNA transcript (SSU-rRNA, 5.8S rRNA, LSU-rRNA)
Cellular component (GO): nucleolus
Molecular function (GO): RNA binding
Source: RefSeq, a predicted model, not a curated record